GGGUGGAGCCAUCAAGCGCUAUGACGUCACAAAAACUACAUAAGUCCAGUCGCGAGCGCGCGUUCUCCUGAUUCCUCGUCUGUUUCCGCCUGUGUGAAGAUCCAGUUUCAGAACACACACACACACACACACACACAUAUCAGAGGUGUGUGAAGUGUGUAAGAUCAGAUCAGAUCAGAUUAGAUUAGAGCAGAGUGCAGCGAAAGUGCAGGACACAUGGAGGUGUGUGCAGAAGCGAAGCGGGUCAUGGUCCAGGCUCUGAGUAAGAUCUACAGCUCCCGGAACCAGCGCGGCGGACUUCCUCUCCACCGCAGCCUCCUUCUGUCUCUGGUGAUGAGAGCCGCCCGGGACGCGUACAAUUCCGCACGGAUCCCGAACCCCGGAGCGGAGCCGAACCCCGGAGCGGAACCGAACCCCGGAGCGGAGCCGAACCCCGGUCCUGCCGCACACCACACACACCCGGUGAUGAUGGACACGGCCGAAGCUCGUGAACCUUCGUGUGCGCUCCAAAAUGGAGACAGGAGGACAUUACGGCAGGACAGCAACGCGGACAAGGAAAACUUCCCCAGCACAGAACACACACACUCCCGCAAACGGAGGGGGAAAAGUGGCCUGGAGCCGGACUUCCUGCCCUGUAAAAAGGCGAGACUGGAUCCAGCACCGUUCCGCCUGGUUCUUCAGAACUCCACCGCGCGGAACUCCGGGAACUGCGGCAUGGACACCGAACCUCUGCCCGCUACACACACACUGCCCAGGACUAUAGCGACAUGCUGAACAGACUGUGUGUGUGUGUGUGUGUGUGUGUGUGUGUGUGUGUGUGUGUGUAAGAAGAUGAAGUAACAUUACAUUGAAAUGUUCAAAGCUGGAACUAAAAAACACAGGACAGUAACUCAGUCAAAACAUGUACAAACCACCACCAUCACACUCCUGACCUUCAGCAAGCUGUUUCUGCUGUUGCAGUUCUGAGGAGGACGAGCCGGAGAAGGUGAAGCCCAG
This is a messenger RNA of Silurus meridionalis, 996 nucleotides long. It is a transcript of the gene ier2a, whose product is annotated as immediate early response 2a. The coding region runs from base 217 to 774 and encodes 185 amino acids. Lineage: Eukaryota; Metazoa; Chordata; Actinopteri; Siluriformes; Siluridae. The record is from RefSeq and is a predicted model, not a curated record. The transcript has 2 exons.